Fomitopsis serialis is the source of this 800-nucleotide messenger RNA. RefSeq lists its product as uncharacterized. The transcript is spliced from 3 exons. The record is from RefSeq and is a predicted model, not a curated record. The coding region runs from base 46 to 651 and encodes 201 amino acids. Lineage: Eukaryota; Fungi; Basidiomycota; Agaricomycetes; Polyporales; Fomitopsidaceae.
GGAGGGUUUCUGCGGAAGGACAACUAAUUCAAGCUUAAGACUGCCAUGUUCCAUCGACCUAGGUUCGCGGUUUCUGCAGUGCAGAACAGCCAGAUUCGAGAGUCAUAUACGGCGGCAUAUGAAGGAUCUGAACUCCUUCACGCACACGGUGGUCCAGAUCAAACAUAUCAACUAUCAAAGAGGAGGCCGAGCCUGAGAGCCCAAUCAAUGCCGUUCUCAUGUCGCGAAUGGCCGCAUCUGCGACGAGCACAGGGACCUACCGCGACGGCAACAUACUCCCCCGGUGUCAAACAAAUCCGCAACAGCAGACAAGGUAGCCAGGGGAUAGCGAACCGUACCAUGCCAUUCUGGACUGCACCAGCGCAGGCACGCGGUGUCAAACGAACCGGGCCUAACGUUCUCACCUCUACACCUACACACAUACAUUGCUCAAGCCAGUCAUCUUCGCGCACCGGCCGCGGGCGCAUCCCCCGACUUCCACGCUAUGACGUCUUCCAGCUCACUUCGCCAGUCCCGGGAGUACUAACCGGCUCGACACCAAGUCUUGGUGGUUCCCAGCAGGAGCACAAGAUAGGGUUGACAUCGAGCUGGUUCACGAGGAUCUCUAGUCGUGGCCUCAGGAUGCUCAGGCAGUCGGAAUCCUGCCGGUAGGCCUCGGGGCCGCUCGCGUGAAGGAGGGACAGACAUGUAUGCUCCAGAGCAGUGAGGGCGUAAAAGGUAUGUUCACGAGCAGGCUGGCGUGCGCCGUGUAUAUGUCGCCAGUUGUCGAUCAUGAACGUUCUGCAUGAACUGUGAAUUUU